Molecule: messenger RNA, 1689 nt
Organism: Tinamus guttatus (white-throated tinamou)
Lineage: Eukaryota; Metazoa; Chordata; Aves; Tinamiformes; Tinamidae
Source: RefSeq, a predicted model, not a curated record
AUGGUUGUUCCCGUCUUCGCUGGAUGCUAUGGCACCUGGAGUACUGGGACCACCAAUACUCAAGGUUCCUACGCGACAAAUGCGACGAACUGGCAAGGCUACGAAGGCUAUGACUACUACAACACCCAAACCACGGCGGCCAACACGGCGGCCACCUACAACUACGGCGCCGCCGCCACCUCCAGCUCCUGGGAGACGCCGAAAGCUUCCGACAUGGGCAUGGGCGCCGACGUCAACGCCGGGAUGUCCGUGGCGCCCUACGGCGCCGACGCGGGCGCCGCCGAGAACUCCGACUCCAUCAUCGCCAAAAUCAACCAGCGCUUGGACAUGCUGUCCAAGGAGGGCAGCGGCGGAGCGGCCGAGGGCAUGGAAGACCAGGAGAGCUCUUUCAGGUUCGACUCCUUCGACUCGUACGACUCGAGGUCCUCCAUGAACGACCGCGACCUGUACCGCUCCGGCUACGACUACGGCGACGCCGCGGACUACGGCGACUAUGGGGACUAUGGAGACUAUGACUAUGGCAUGAUGGGCAUGUCGGGCAUGGGAAUGGGGCGCUACGGCAACGUGCCGUACGGAAUGGGGCGGCAGCGGAACAGGGACAGAGCCAACACGAUGCCCUGGCACAUGAACACGCUGGCGCCCAAAAGGAGAGGCUUCCGCAACCGUUCGGGCGGGCGAUCGGAUAGCGAAGGAGGGCGCAAGCGGAAACAGUCCCAGAGCGGCGACGAGCCCGACAGCAAACAGGCCAAGACCGACAGCGAAGGGGACGACACCGAGAACGAUGAGGGCGAAGGAGAGGAAAAAUCGGGAGAUGAAGCCGACAAAGGUGAGAAAUGGGAAUCGUGGCGCUCUUGGCAAAGGAAGGUAGGGCGGCUCCCGCGGCGCGCAGGCCUCCUCCGAUUCGUGGGAGGGAGGGAAAAGCGGAAGAACUGCCGGAAAACUGGGAGAAGCUUCGGCUUCCCCGAGCCCGGGGCCUCCGGAGACGGCUGCGAAGACGACGACGACGAGGUGAAGAAGAAGAGGGAGAAGCAGCGGAGGAGAGACCGGAUGCGCGACCGGGCGAUGGACAGGAUCCAGUUUGCCUGCUCCGUGUGCAAGUUCCGCAGUUUUGAGGAAGACGAAAUCCAGAAGCAUCUACAGAGCAAAUUCCACAAGGAGACCCUGCGGUACAUCGGUACCAAACUCCCGGACAAAACCGUGGAGUUUCUGCAGGAAUACAUCGUCAACAGGAAUAAGAAAAUCGAGAAGCGGCGUCAGGAGCUCACGGAGAAGGAGGGUCCGAAGCAGAAGCCGGAUCCGUUUAAGGGGAUCGGCCAGGAGCACUUCUUCAAGAAGAUCGAGGCCGCGCACUGCAUGGCCUGCGACAUGCUCAUCCCUGCGCAGACCCACCUGCUGCAGCGGCACCUGCGAUCGGCCGACCACAACCGGAACCGCAGGAUGGCCGCCGAGCAGUUCAAGAAGACGAGUCUGCACGUGGCCAAGAGCGUCCUCAACAACAAGCACAUUGUCAAAAUGCUGGAGAAGUACCUCAAGGUGAGCGAGCGGCGGCGCCGGGAAGCGCCGGAGCGCCCGGAACGCGGCCGCGGGAUGAGAUCUCGGCUCUGGAUCCUUCGCAGCUCCAGGCGGUUUAGCAGCUUCUCGCCUUGCUCCGUUACGAAACCGUCCAAACGGGGACGGGAUUUAACAUGA